AUGGGGAAAGACUCUGGUGCUCUUUGCCUCGAUAACAGAGUCAGAAAUGUUAUGGACUACUCGAUUACUCCCAUCUCCAAGUUGCUCGAUGAUCUUGUGGAAAACUUGACUGGGUUGACACUUGUGGUUUUUUUCGAAGAGCCCAAGCUGGAUUCUCGCAGAGAGCUCAAGACCAUCAAACAAAUUAGAAAUGCGGCCCAACUACAAGUGGUGAUAUUUGAUAUAAAUCAGAAUGGGCUUGCGGCAUUUAUCAAUUACAUUACCCAUGUUGUUGCUUUAGAGAAAUUCACCAGUAUCACUAUUUACGGCUUAUAUGGCUAUCUGGACUCUGCGCCUUUCAAAUCUCUCAGCCAUUUGAGAUGGAGAUUGCACACUGCUUCAAAGGUCUUGACCUUAACCCUUGCCGAGCCCAGUGAAAUUGACUCCAAAUUCAUGACUUAUAAUGAAUUCAUGAACCAAUCAUGUUCUUGA
This is a messenger RNA of Kuraishia capsulata CBS 1993, 471 nucleotides long. RefSeq lists its product as uncharacterized. The record is from RefSeq and is a predicted model, not a curated record. The coding region runs from base 1 to 471 and encodes 156 amino acids. Lineage: Eukaryota; Fungi; Ascomycota; Pichiomycetes; Pichiales; Pichiaceae. The transcript has a single exon.